AUGGCACAUGACUUCUGGAAUAGAAAGGAUUUUCAGCUGACACAUGACUUCUGGAAUAGAAAGGAUUUUCGACUGGCUCAUGACUUCUGGAAUAGAAAGGAUUUUCAGCUGACACAUGACUUCUUGAAUAGAAAGGAUUUACGGCUGGCUCGUGACUUUUGGAAUAGAAAGGAUUUUCAGCUGACACAUGACUUCUGGAAUAGAAAGGAUUUACGGCUGGCUCGUGACUUUUGGAAUAGAAAGGAUUUUCAGCUGGCACAUGACUUCUGGAAUAGAAAGGAUUUUCAGCUGACACAUGACUUCUGGAAUAGAAAGGAUUUUCAGCUGACACAUGACUUCUGGAAUAGAAAGGAUUUACGGCUGGCUCGUGACUUUUGGAAUAGAAAGGAUUUUCAGCUGACACAUGACUUCUGGAAUAGAAAGGAUUUACGGCUGGCUCGUGACUUCUGGAAUAGAAAGGAUUUUCAGCUGACACAUGACUUCUGGAAUAGAAAGGAUUUACGGCUGGCUCGUGACUUUUGGAAUAGAAAGGAUUUUCAGCUGACACAUGACUUCUGGAAUAGAAAGGAUUUUCAGCUGACACAUGACUUCUGGAAUAGAAAGGAUUUUCAGCUGGCACAUGACUUCUGGAAUAGAAAGGAUUUUCAGCUGACACAUGACUUCUGGAAUAGAAAGGAUUUUCGACUGACUCAUGACUUCUGGAAUAGAAAGGAUUUUCAGCUGACACAUGACUUCUGGAAUAGAAAGGAUUUACGGCUGGCUCGUGACUUUUGGAAUAGAAAGGAUUUUCAGCUGACACAUGACUUCUGGAAUAGAAAGGAUUUACGGCUGGCUCGUGACUUUUGGAAUAGAAAGGAUUUUCAGCUGACACAUGACAUCUGGAAUAGAAAGGAUUUACGGCUGGCUCGUGACUUUUGGAAUAGAAAGGAUUUACGGCUGGCUCGUGACUUUUGGAAUAGAAAGGAUUUUCAGCUGACACAUGACUUCUGGAAUAGAAAGGAUUUACGGCUGGCUCGUGACUUUUGGAAUAGAAAGGAUUUUCAGCUGACACAUGACUUCUGGAAUAGAAAGGAUUUUCAGCUGACACAUGACUUCUGGAAUAGAAACGAUUUACGGCUGGCUCGUGACUUCUGGAAUAGAAAGGAUUUUCAGCUGACACAUGACUUCUGGAAUAGAAAGGAUUUUCAGCUGACACAUGACUUCUGGAAUAGAAAGGAUUUUCGACUGGCUCGUGACUUCUGGAAUAGAAAGGGUUUUCAGCUGAGACAUGACUUCUGGAAUAGAAAGGAUUUACGGCUGGCUCGUGACUUUUGGAAUAGAAAAAGCUAUACUAUGAGUAAUAUUUGUGAUUAA
Molecule: messenger RNA, 1353 nt
Organism: Liolophura sinensis
Lineage: Eukaryota; Metazoa; Mollusca; Polyplacophora; Chitonida; Chitonidae
Exons: 1
Coding region: 1-1353 (450 amino acids)
Source: RefSeq, a predicted model, not a curated record